ACACCCAGAUCCUUUAAAUCAUAGGACAUAUACUGUAUAUAUAUAUAGAGUGAUGUGAUCCCCUCUGCCUUGCCACUCACAGGAUCCUGUUUGCCAGCUCAGUGCCAACACACCAAUCAGCCAUAAUGUCUCACCAGUUCCCAGCACUCACCUCCGAACAGAAGAAGGAGCUCGCAGAGAUCGCUCAGCGCAUUGUUAAAGAUGGCAAGGGAAUACUGGCGGCAGAUGAAUCUGUGGGGACCAUGGGCAGUCGCCUGAAGCGCAUCAAUGUGGAGAACAUUGAAGAGAACCGCCGCUUCUUCAGAAACCUUCUCUUUACGGCUGACUCCAAGCUGAAUGAAAGCAUCGGAGGGGUCAUCCUUUUCCAUGAGACCCUGUACCAGAAGUCCAAUAAUGGAGUCCUUUUCCCCAAACUCUUGAAGGAUCAGGGCAUUGUUGUAGGAAUCAAGGUAGACAAAGGCACCGCUCCUCUGGCAGGAACUGAUGGAGAAACUACCACACAAGGUCAGAUACUGGAGGCAACUAUUCCUCCUUGGCUCUUCCUCCCAAUGCCUACCUACUUCUCUGAAAGCCUAACUCUAGCCAUUUUUGCAUAG
Messenger RNA from Nanorana parkeri, 596 nucleotides. Its product is annotated as fructose-bisphosphate aldolase B-like. Gene Ontology annotation, molecular function: fructose-1-phosphate aldolase activity; fructose-bisphosphate aldolase activity. The record is from RefSeq and is a predicted model, not a curated record. Gene Ontology annotation, biological process: glycolytic process; fructose 1,6-bisphosphate metabolic process. The transcript is spliced from 4 exons. Bases 126 to 596 code for a protein of 156 amino acids. Gene Ontology annotation, cellular component: cytosol. NCBI's taxonomy places the organism in Eukaryota, Metazoa, Chordata, Amphibia, Anura, Dicroglossidae.